AUGGAGCCCUCCCCCGGGGGCGCCCCCGCCGCUGCCCCACACCCCCGGCCCCCUCGGGCGGAGCUCUUGGGCCCGAGCGCCCCCGCCGGGCAGCCGCAGCAGAAGGUUCUGUCUCUGAAGCUCACCAUGUGGAAAUGUGCAACUAGACUUCCUGAUGCUUGGCUGCAGGGAUAUCUGAGGGAGCGACUUUGUCUUCUGGAGAAUGAUGACAGUAAAGCCAGGGCCGUGUUCCGCGAACUGUCUGCCCGGCUCUUGUCUAUUGAUAGUGAGGAGCACCUAAUCAUGGUGACAUUCUGGACUUUUGAAGAAAUCUGGAAGUUUGAAACUUAUUAUUCUCUAGGGUUUUUAAAGCAUUGCAUGGAGAGUCUGUUGCUUGAUGGCCAUUUCUGGCUUUUUGCACACGAGGAGGAGGAAGCAGCUGAGAUUGAUGUCCAUUUGGACGAGGAAUGCCUGGCUAUCAUCUCCAGGGACCUGGCCAUGCAAGAGGGGGCCUUCUUUGUAUUUCAUCCUGAAAAUGUUCUAAGUGAGAAAAGCGCUUCGUACUCUGGAGGCCGAAUUUCCCAGCUGAGCUGGGCUGAAAGAGCUUCUGAGGCAGCGGAGUGGAAGGCCCUCACGGACCGUCUUUCCCAGCCCUUGGCUCCUUUUCAUCAGUGGUUUCUGAAAGCAAACCUGAACCCUGCAGAUUUUGCUGGGACAUCCCAGCCGGUUGGUCCCCGUUCAGUUGGUCCUGAUGUGGCUGAGGGAUCUUCAGUAGCAAUUAUUGGCCACGCAAGUGCUGGGCCAGACGAAAUUGGCUUCCAGGAAGGCAGCAGGAUUGACAUUAUUGGCUACUUCAUGACAAGCCUGCCGUGGUUUGUGGGAAGACGAGUGCCGGGGGGCCAGAUUGGUUUUGUGCCAAGCACUCAUGUUAAACCAGAGACCUUCAAGGAAUCACCCUGCCAGGCUUUCUUUGAAGACAAGCCUCCUUUCCCCACCAAGGAAGCAGCCCUUUCAGAAGAGGAUGUGAUAACACUCUUGGAACAAGCAUCACACGAGGACAUCUGUCAGGUCUACCGAAUAGAUGGACAAGAAGAUACUGAAUUUGAACCAUCUGUGAAGCAAGGUAAAAUUCAUUGCGUGUGGAUGUCUAUUAACGAAAACACCUGUGCGGUGAAAUAUCAGGUGGAGCAAUUGCUGAGGAAAGUGAAAGACUUGUCUGGGGAAGGGGGAGCUGAAGGGAAGGAGCCCUUUUCUGCUCCGGAGGCCGAGGUGCCGCCUUCUGCCUCACCGGAGCCCCCUUUCUGUGUAGGCCAAGUGGAUCAGAGCUGCCGGCCAGGAGUCUCUGAUUCUUUGCUGCUUUUUCUGAAUGGGGAAGGGUAUGAGGCUACCUUCAAGAGCCUGUACGACCUUUCAUUUUCCUUCCUUGGGACUUUGUUUUGCGGCUAUGCCAGUGAGGAGGACCUGACGGAUUACUUUGGUGCGAUGAGGGAAGCCGCAAAACGAGCCGGUCUGCGGUGGGCCUUGGCCAGGCUGUGCUGCCUCUUGGGGAGGAUGAGCGUCCGGAAGUUCAAGCUGUCUCAAGCCCGAGUUUAUUUUGAAGAAGCCUUAGCAACUUUACAAGGAGACUUUCGAGACCUCUAUCUUGUCACUGCUCUUUAUGUAAAUCUGACUGGGAUCUACCUGAUGCAGAAGAACAAAGCAAAAUGUUCUGGCCUUCUGGACAAGGCUGCCGCUUUGCUCCUGGGCCUUCCCGACUAUAUCAGCAGCACAGCCAUGGAGUCAGAGAUCCUGAAGCACGCUUUGAAGAGAGCCAUCCUUAGCCAAAGCAGGAGCACAGAAGCUAGAGCCUGCUUUCUGCUGGUGAAGCAUUAUCUGCACUUGAAGCAAGGGGAAGACGCUCUGCCCUUCCUGGAGCGGCUGCAGCUCCUGAGGGAAGAGGCGGGCUUCCAAGAGCGUGCCUUGUCCGCAGGGGGAUGGUUGAUCCUCGGCCAGCUCUAUGGCCAGAAGCGUUUGCCCCACCUGGUGCUCAGCUGUGUCCAGAAAGCCUCCUCUUGCAGCUCAGGAUCUUUGGCUGAGUCCUUCAGAAGCAUUGAUCUUGUAUUAAAAAAUGGUCCCCGAACCGUGGGGCGAACACCCCCCUCCCAAAUUGCACUUUAUCUCAGGCAGAUGCUCCCUUUGCUGGCCGGCAGCAAGGAGCAUGGAAAACUGUGCAGAGUCGUUUGCUGCAGCCUUUCUGUUCUCUGCAGUCGCCACAAGCUGUACAGGAAAGCCGUUGCUUACAUGGAGAAGGUGCUGGAGGGAGAUGUGCAAACGAGCACCAAAGAAACCAUUAGCCACUUGGUUUUCCUCAGCUGGUUAUACAUCCUCCAAGGGCAAAAUAUGGUAGCUGUGGAUAUUUUGAAUGCCAUAACUGAGUCUUCGGAGAGCAGCCACCAACAGUUGGGUGUUGUGCAUAACAUGCUGGCAAUUGCUUUGAAACGGCUGCGUGCCACCAAGCGAGCAGCGGAAAGCUACUACAAAGCCCUGUGCCUUUCACAGGAGACGGGCGGGAUGCAGAACCAGGCAGUUGCUUUGGCCAACCUGGGGGUUCUUUGUUGGCAUUCAAGCGCCAGAAGUCUUGGGGAGCGCUUCUUGCUGAGAGCAGUCAAGGUGUUCUCUGAACUGCCGAGGGCUGACUGGGGCAGAGAUUUCAUCGAAGUCCUCCUCAGACUUGGGCGCUGCUACACCGACCAUGUGUGGAAAGAAGCAGCAAGAUGUUGUUAUGAAUGGGCCUUUUUGGUGGCCAUGGAAACAGACCACUUGGAAGGGCAAUUCCAGGCUGUUCAGCAUCUGUGCCAAUUCUACAGUACAGUUUUUCCAGACGAAAUGCAGUGUCUUCUGUACAAAGAGUACCAGCUUUCCUUACUUAGGAAAAGGCCUGACAAAGUCGUGGAGGGGCAGGUGCUGGAAGCCAUCAGCCAGCUGUAUCUGUCUCUAGGCACUGAAAGGGCAUACCGAUCUGCUCUGGAAUACACUAAACGAAGUCUUGGACUGUUCAUUGAUCUUCAGGCAAAAGUGAAGGAAGCAUACGCCUGGCUUCAGGCAGGAAAAAUAUAUUAUAUGUUGCGGCAGAAUGAGCUAGUGGACCUUUACAUUCAGGUUGCCCAAAAUGCUGCUGCCUGCACUCAGGAUGCUCACUUAGAAAUGGAUUUAUUUGAAGCAUCUGGAGACAUAUUUUUUAAUGGCGACUGGGAAAAGGGAAGAGCAGUGUCCUUCUACAGGGACAAGGCUCUGCCCCUUGCUGUGAAGACCCAGAACAGAAACGCUGAGCUCCGCCUCUACAACAAGCUGGUGGGGCUGCUGAUGACGGUGAAGGCCUAUGAGGAAUGCCUGGGAUACGCACAAGCAGCGCUGGUCCUCAGUGUAGAUUUAGGGAUACCGUUGAGUGAAAGAGCGGCAUAUCACCGUCUGGCUGUCAUCCACCACCAUCUGGGGCACAGUGAGCUUGCGGAGCACUUCUUCCUGAAAGCUCUGUCCCUCUGCCCUGCCCCUCUGGAGUAUGACGAAGAAGCCUUAUACUACAUGCAGGUCUACCUUGUUCUCGGAGACAUCAUUUUCUAUGAACUGAAGGAUCCUUUCGAUGCCGCUGGGUACUACAACCUGGCUCUGGCAGCAGCCAUGGAACUGGGCAACAAGAAAGCUCAGCUGAAGAUUUACACGAGGCUCGCAAUUAUCUACCACAACUUCCUGGUGGACCGGGAGGUCUCUCUCUCUUACUAUCGGAAGGCCAGAGCCUUUGCAACGGAGCUCAACAUUCACAGAAUCAAUCUAGCCCCUCCUCAGGGUCAUGUGAGAGCAGCACAGGCGCUAGCGAAGACUGUCAAAUGAGAUUCCAGCCAUACACCUGGUGCCCAGACAGUGUGCAAGAGACCUGCUCGUAUAUGACAUGGCGCAGGGGCCGCUUGCAUGCCACAAACAUCAUGCCGUUUUUAUACUGAGAACAUAUGAUUCUGCAAAAGUCUCCAAAGAUUCACCUGUGUGCACUUUAAUAAAAUGAGUGUGAUAUGAUACGGAACAGUCUGCAUCUUCCAAGCAGAUUUCAAAGCAAAUUAAGUGCUCAUCUAAGGAGAAGAUUGUUGAAAUGUAAUUACCUGCAGGAUUGGACAAGCAAUAAACAUACUGACUAUUAAA
Molecule: messenger RNA, 4149 nt
Organism: Heteronotia binoei (common prickly gecko)
Lineage: Eukaryota; Metazoa; Chordata; Lepidosauria; Squamata; Gekkonidae
Gene: SH3TC1
Product: SH3 domain and tetratricopeptide repeats 1
Exons: 16
Coding region: 1-3846 (1281 amino acids)
Molecular function (GO): protein binding
Source: RefSeq, a predicted model, not a curated record